UCCGAAUGAUGGAAAAUCACGUUCUAGCACAACUGAGUGAGUAGUUUUACCAAAUCUUGCAUGACUUUGUAAAUGAUUUGGAAUUUAAUUACCCGCCAAUUGAUGCUUGUCGUUCGUUCAACUGUCGAGAACCUGAAUGUUUUCCAAGUUCUGAGUUAUCCAGUUCGAAAGACAGCUGUCAAUGAUUCUGAGUACAUUCUACCUUUAUCGGUGAUUGAUAGUGAUAGCUCCGUUCGUGAUCUCCUUUGUCUUUAAGUCCAGAAUCGUGCUUUUGUUAUAAUGGUGCCAAUAGAUCGGCCGAGAUCUCCGAACAGAGAGAGAGUACGCCAAAGAGAGAGUCCCUCUUUUUUUGUUUGGCUUCCUCGAAUCUCUCGCCUUUCUUUUGUUUUUAUUUCCGGGGGCCGAACAAACGCCAUCAUCUGGAAUUUUCUUUCUGCAUUGUUUCUUGCUCUAUUAUUGUUGAAAUUGUUCCAGCGAUAAGUCUCGUCUGUCAAACGAGGCCGUAGAUCGCUCCAACUUCUCGUGCCCUCUCUCACGUUCCAUUCUAAUUGAAUGCAAAUCGUGAGGUCAGUCUUUAUGGACAUGGGGGCGAGCAAAAUCCAAUCUAGACGAUCGGCGCCUAGGUGGAUGUCGGAUGAUGUAGUGCCUCUCCCUGCUGACUGGAAGGACAGCCAAGUAGGGGGGAGAGAUAGGAGCCCUCCCCGGCCCUCUACCCCCAUGUGUCAGGGCCAUUAGCAUAUCAGAAUGGAGGAAUACAAUCAAGAGCUCGUCGAUUUGAGAAAGACUCACUUGGCCGUGCCGCGAAGAAAAAAGACGUUAAAAGCCAUCCAGUGGGUGGAGGGAGGAUAGCUAAGCGGAAGAUAAACGCUUCAGUCCCACAGGAGCGAAAGAGAUACGAGACGUUUGUUUCUCCAUCCAUAUGCGCUGUUAUCCGGAUUUGGAGGUGGAAUGCGCAGUGUACAAAUCUGCCUGCUAAGAAGAAUAGGUGCCUGAUUGCAUCUAUUGUCCAAAUAAAAGGCCCUAACAAGUUAGCAGUUGAUAUGUUUUCUCGUUAGAGAAUUCGAACUAGUUGAACCCGAUGGUACAAUGUGGAAGACUGAGAGCGCCGGCGUGGAAGAAAAGGACUCCAAAAAAAAGAGGGUGGGACCGAAACGGCCAACUCUUUUGACUCAUCGAGGGAGUCUCUGUUUUUCUUGCCUUGUGCGUCUUCUUUAUGGAAGAGAAGCCGAGCCAUUUCAGAUUUUUAGUACCCCCAGUGUUUGGCUCUCGUAGAUGAUUCGUUUCCCGCCACUCUGCCGGGUCAGUCGCCUACCGUCUCCGCUGUGCGUGUUCCAGUUACGACGUUGGCCAGUACUACCCGCCAUGUACUUACUACGCAAUAAUAUCUAGUUGUUUUUUUGUUUUUUUUUCUAGCGCAUGGUUUUUGGGGGGGCUCCCGCUUGAGAUAUCCCGAUGCUCCCGGAGAACGCGAGCGCUAGCAACGGGACGGUAGUGGAGGGCGGCGGAGAUAAGCUCCAGUGCGGAAAUAGCCCAAACAGUUCGUCGUCUUCAGCAUCGGUUGAGAGUCUAAAGCAGCCGGACAUGAUGGCAAAAGAAACCACCCUGUCCGGCAAGGUUUCCGGAGCGGAUGAGCAGCAAGAGCUCAUUCUACUAAAUCAUCAUCCCGACAACGACGAAGACAAAGCGCAAAUCGUUUUCUUCCUUUCGGAGACGGCCGCAAGUGCCGGAAUCCCCCGACCGGACGCCACCAACGAUUUGCCGGCCCUAGAGGAACGUGAAACCUGGGCCAAAAAAGCAGAAUUCCUCCUGGCCGUCAUCGGGUUUGCGGUUGAUCUUGGCAACGUCUGGCGAUUUCCUUAUAUUUGCUACAAAAACGGUGGAGGUGCAUUUCUCAUACCUUAUGUCGUAAUGAUGGUGUUUGGUGGUCUGCCCUUAUUCUAUAUGGAGCUUGCCCUGGGUCAGUUUCAUCGCAGUGGCUGUCUCACCCUCUGGAGACGUAUAUGUCCCGCACUUAAAGGAGUGGGAUACGCAAUUUGCAUCAUCGACUUCUACAUGGGCAUGUACUAUAACACAAUCAUCGGCUGGGCUGUCUAUUAUUUUGUUGCCUCGUUCACGUCCGAAUUGCCGUGGACGUCGUGCGACCACCCGUGGAACACCAACAGUUGCGCGCUGGUCGGCCCCGUCGACAACGGCACAUUCGUCCGCAGUCCCGCCCAGGAAUAUUUUGAGCGGAACGUAUUGGAGAAUUACCUGUCGGACGGUUUGGAUGAUAUCGGACCAAUUAAAUGGUCACUAGCGCUGUGCGUAUUCGCCGUAUUUAUCCUCGUCUACUUCUCCCUGUGGAAGGGAGUUCGAUCGACUGGCAAAGCCGUAUGGAUCACGGCUGUAGCCCCCUAUAUUGUCCUGAUUAUCCUUCUCAUCCGCGGCGCAUCACUGCCCGGAGCCGGCGAUGGCAUCCGCUACUUCCUCACGCCCCAGUGGAGUAAACUGGCUGAAACAAAGGUUUGGACUGAUGCAGCAUCACAAGUUUUUUUCUCACUGGGACCUGGUUUCGGCACCUUAUUGGCCCUCUCCAGCUACAACAAGUUCCACAACAAUUGCUUCUAUGACGCCUUGUUGACGAGCUCCAUCAAUUUGGCCACCAGCUUGUUGGCCGGCUUUGUCAUUUUUGCCGUACUCGGUUAUAUGGCAGAAAUCAGAAACGUCUCGAUCGAUCAACUUGGCCUCGAAGGUCCGGGAUUGGUAUUCGUCGUUUAUCCAGAAGCAAUAGCCACCAUGGCCGGAUCGACCUUUUGGUCGAUGAUAUUCUUCUUCCUGUUGAUCACCCUAGGAUUGGAUAGCACGUUUGGUGGGUUAGAAGCAAUGAUUACCGGCUUAUGCGAUGAGUACCCAGUUCUGCUGGGCCGGCGGCGGGAAUUAUUUGUUGGAGUGUUGCUCGUUUUCAUCUACCUCUGCGCUCUCCCGACCACCACCUAUGGCGGAAUGUAUUUGGUGGAUUUAUUGAACGUCUACGGCCCAGGCAUUGCCAUCCUUUUCUUGGUGUUUGUGGAAGCAAUGGGUGUGAGUUGGUGUUAUGGUACGCAGAGAUUCUCCAACGAUAUCGAAUCCAUGCUGGGCUUUCAACCUGGACCCUUUUGGAAGAUCACUUGGGCUUAUGUCAGCCCCAUCUUUAUUUUGUUAAUUUUCAUCUGUACUUUGGUCGAUCCGGUCCCACUGGAUACGCAAGAUUACACUUAUCCUGCCUGGUCCAUCAAAGUCGGUUGGGUACUCACAGCCAUUCCGCUGUCUUGCAUCCCUGUCUACAUGAUCUACAAAUUUGGCAUUACGAAAGGAUCUUUUACGCAGCGACUGGUGAAAAUGUUUACACCGGAAGACACGAGUGAUCCUCGGAAUUUGUCGCAAAUAUCUUUGACGGCUCGUGAUGCCGUGGGACCCAGCAGUGUCGGCCACCACUCCACCUCCUACGGCACUCAAGUCUGAAUCAACAACAGAAUCCACACUUAAUUAAGUAUUUUUAUUUUUGUUUAAAAUUUUUUUUUCGGGGAUUAGGAGUUAAUUACCGUUCAGCUUUUUUUCUUUUGUUUUAUACGAUAAGUCAUUAGUAAUAUAUUCAUGUUCAUAGAAGUAUAGUAGGGUAAUAUCAUCUGUUAUCAUGGAUGUUUUUCCUCUUGUUGUUUUAUAAGACCCCUGUCCUUUCAUUUUGGAUUCGUUUUAUUAUUAUUAAAAGAUAUUACAAGUAGCACUUGAUGACUGUAUAACCCUGAAGAAAGUUCCAGUAAGCAACAGCCGGCUUAAAGGGACUUUAUUUUCCUUUUUUUUGUAUGCUCUCUUAUCUAGACGACAAUUCCGUAAAUAAACAUGUGAGAGUCGGAUUGUAAUAAAUCUUCUCACAUUUUUCAAUGA
Daphnia magna is the source of this 3903-nucleotide messenger RNA. RefSeq names its product sodium-dependent serotonin transporter. Gene Ontology annotation, biological process: serotonin uptake; sodium ion transmembrane transport. NCBI's taxonomy places the organism in Eukaryota, Metazoa, Arthropoda, Branchiopoda, Diplostraca, Daphniidae. Gene Ontology annotation, molecular function: serotonin binding; serotonin:sodium:chloride symporter activity. The record is from RefSeq and is a predicted model, not a curated record. Gene Ontology annotation, cellular component: membrane; neuron projection.